This is a messenger RNA of Lathyrus sativus (Indian pea), 381 nucleotides long. The record is from the annotation of a GenBank genome assembly. NCBI's taxonomy places the organism in Eukaryota, Viridiplantae, Streptophyta, Magnoliopsida, Fabales, Fabaceae.
AUGGUUACAAAAGCUACAUUUGUUGGACCUGGUUUUACCAGAAAACCGCCAAAGUAUGAGCGUUUCAUUCGUCCAACUGGUUUGCGGUUCACUAAAGCUCACGUCACUCAUCCAGAACUUAAAUGCACAUUCAAUCUUGAAAUUAUUGGAGUGAAGAAAAACCCUAAUGGCCCUAUGUACACCUCUCUUGGUGUCAUUACCAAGGGAUCUAUAAUUGAGGUGAACGUUAGAGAACUUGGUUUGGUUACACAUGCAGGGAAAGUUGUGUGGGGUAAAUAUGCCCAGGUUACCAACAACCCAGAAAAUGAUGGUUGUAUAAAUGUUGUUCUACUUGUAAGCACAAGAAAAUUUCAAGCCACAAAGUUUGAUAAUGACCUCUAG